GUAGACUGCAAACCCCCUACACUGGUUGUCUUAUGGGAAAUGCAGCCUGAGUCCAUUGUAAAAUCUGCAGAGUAUUCACACACUGCCCUGUACCCUCUACUAAAAUCUAAAGUUUUAUAAUGGACUACAUCUCCUUUAACUUCUUCCUGAUGUCCUUUUUUGGUCUUAAAUGGGUUUAUGGGAGUAAUCUGUGUACAUAUUUGACAGCACAUAUGAAGUACAAACACUCCUAACAAAGCAUUUUUGAGCUUUGAAUUAAUUUUGAUUCCAGGUAUCUGAUGUGUUAUCUGAAAACUAAACCAUGAAACUCCUCGUUAUCCUUCUGUUGGCUUUCUGUGCCAUAACGCAUGGAUGUCCCACCAUAUUAUCCAAGUCAGCAUGGGGAGGGAAGGCUGCCAAAUGCAGCAGCAAUCGUUUACCCAGACCAGUCAAAUUUGUGAUCAUCCACCACACUGCGGGGGAAUUUUGUUCCUCACAGUCUACAUGUUCUGCUCAAGCCAGGAUUGCCCAGAAACAUCACAUGGACAAUCAAGGCUGGUGUGACAUUGGAUACAACUUCCUAGUUGGGGAAGAUGGGCAAGUAUAUGAAGGACGUGGCUGGGGAAACGUUGGAGUUCAUGCUCCACCGUACAACUCAAUUUCCAUCAGAAUCAGCUUUAUUGGAACAUUCACUAGCCCUGGUUAA
Molecule: messenger RNA, 685 nt
Organism: Pelobates fuscus (common spadefoot toad)
Lineage: Eukaryota; Metazoa; Chordata; Amphibia; Anura; Pelobatidae
Product: peptidoglycan-recognition protein SC2-like
Exons: 4
Coding region: 302-685 (127 amino acids)
Biological process (GO): peptidoglycan catabolic process
Molecular function (GO): N-acetylmuramoyl-L-alanine amidase activity; zinc ion binding
Source: RefSeq, a predicted model, not a curated record